This is a messenger RNA of Stegodyphus dumicola, 804 nucleotides long. RefSeq names its product RYamide receptor-like. NCBI's taxonomy places the organism in Eukaryota, Metazoa, Arthropoda, Arachnida, Araneae, Eresidae. The record is from RefSeq and is a predicted model, not a curated record.
AUGCAGACUACGAAUUCAGAUUCAUCUGAGACCCAAAAUACGCUUUUCACUAAUAUAUCGCUGAACCUCGCAAUAACAAAUGAGACAACUCUUUUAAAUCUUGAUGACUUAUUGUAUGACGUGCCUCCUUCCAUCAUCGCGCUAUUGUCAUGCUGUUACGGAAUGGUUUCCUUGACGGCCAUCCUUGGUAACUUCUGUGUCUUGCUCAUUGUUGCCACUAGUCGUAGAAUGAGAACUGUGACAAAUUACUUCAUAGCUAAUUUAGCUGUUGCAGACAUCAUAAUUGGCUUAUUCUCCAUUCCAUUCCAGUUCCAGGCUGCUUUGCUGCAGAAAUGGGUGUUGCCGUAUUUUAUGUGCCCUUUUUGUCCCUUCGUGCAAGUUCUUUCUGUUAACGUAAGCAUCAUAACUUUGACAGCAAUCGCUCUGGAUCGCUAUCGAGCAGUUAUGUACCCUUUGAAGGCGAGAACAUCCAAACUAAGAGCCAAGGUUGCUAUACUGGGUAUUUGGAUUUUCAGCGCUUUGGCUGGUGUUCCAUACACUAUAGCACUUCGAGUGACACUGGUCUUCGAUCCUCUGACUGGGAACAAUACAAAACCUUUCUGUCACAACGUGCAGGUUUCGCCUUUCAUGUGGGAAGUUUACAAUCAUAUUCUGGUGACAUUGCAAUACUUCUUGCCGCUAUGCUUGAUAACUUUGGUGUAUGUUACAAUAGGCUUAAAGCUAAGAGAUACCAAGACUCCUGGAAAUUCUCAGUGUGAAAGAGAUGCGAAUAUUCUCAGAAACAGAAAGAAGGUAAGAUUUUGA